AUGAGGAAGCUGUUAAGUACAGCUAUUAUGGACUUGAAGAAAAUAAAAGGUAAUAAUUUUGAAUCGAAACAUUGUAAUGAUAACUUAAAGUCUUUAAUUAUAAAGAAUAUACAUAAGUUUGAAAAUGAUGAAAUUCUUAAAAUUAUCGAAAAAUACAAUGAGAAAAAUUAUAAGGAUACCAAAAUUUUAAAAUGUAGUUAUGAUGUUUUUAAAAACAAUGUACAUAGAUAUUCAUUUGAUCAAAUAAAUAAAAUUAUACGUUUAUAUAAUAUAUCAGAAAUUUAUGAUAUCCAUUUUAAUACAUCAGUUUUUAAUUAUAUUAUAAAAAGAUUGGAUGCGAUCCCACCCUAUGUAGUAGUCAAUGUUUUUCAUAAUUUAAUUCGCUCAGGAUUAAGAGAUUACAAUAAUAUUAAUUUGAUAAAGGAAUAUUUUAUAAAAAAUAUAGACAAAUUCAACAACCUUGACUUAACCAUUAUUUUAAGUUCAUUUACCAUAUUGCAAGAAGAAUUAUUAAAAAAAAUUCCAAACGUAAAUAAUAAGGAUGUUUCAUUUAAUAUAUAUGAUACGAAGAAAGAUCAUUCUUUAUGUUCUGAAGCAUUAUAUGAUUAUAUGGAUAUAUUUAAAAUAAUUUUAAAUAAGAUACAGAAAGAUAAAAAUAUUCAUGAAAACUUGAGUGUAGUAAAUUCUGUUUUAAUAUUAAAUAUGUUGAGUAGAAUAAAUUUUUGUAAUUACGAAAUAUUUAAAUUUUUUACAAAAAACUAUUAUAAAAAUUUAAAUGAUAAGGAUUUAGAACCUCAUCAUUUUACCUUGUUAUUAAAUUCAUUUGCUAAAUGUAAUAUACACAUUAAUAUUAUGAAAUAUAUAUUAAAAUAUAUGAAUAAUAAAAAUUUCAUUAAUAAUUUAUCUUAUGUAAAUAUUACUAACGCUGUUCAUUAUAUGGCUAAAUUUAAUUAUAGAAAUGCAACAUUUUUAAAUCAUUUGAAAGACAAAGUAAUUGAAAUAAUUGAUAUCAUUCCUCAGAGAGAAUUUAGUAAUAUCAUGUGGUCCUUAGCUAAAUUACAUAUUAAAGACGAUUAUUUUUAUUACAUAGCUUUUCAAAAAAUCAAACAAAUUAUUGACGUAAUGGAUAUGAUGUCUGUUGCUCAAAUAUUAGAUGCCAUGAGAAGAAGAAAAAAUGUAUCAAAUGGACAAGAUAUAGGUGCCACAAUAAAGGAAAAGAAAAAUUUAGAAAAUGAUAUAAGUUGUCCGUUGAGAGAUAUAAAGGACACAACAUUAAAUGGCCAAAAUAUUGAUUAUAAGAAUAAUAUAGAACAUAAUAAAUAUCAUAAUAAUGAAGAAAAAGUAAAAGAAAAAGAAAUCAUUACAACACAAACAACAACACAGAAUAAAGAUUUAAAUAAUAAUAUACAGUUGACAUAUAAAACACCAGAAAAUAAUAUUAUAUCAAUUGAAAAAAAUAUAAAUACGUAUAAUAUAAUAUCUGAUGAUUUAGAAAAAAAUAUUUUACAUUUAUUAGUAAAUAAAUACAUAAAACAUAUACAACAUUGUUCACUUCAUGUCUUAACACAAGUGCCAUUUUGUUGCUUACAACUUAAUUAUAUUAAUAGUGAUAUAUAUUAUAAAUCAUUAGAAAUUCUACGAAAAAAAAGAAAUGAUAUGACAACUUUGAAUUUAAUAUAUGCAAAAUAUUUUCUUAGAAUUUUUAUUGAAAAGCAAGAAGCACAUUUUCAAAAAUUACCUCGUUCCCUUAAGCAGUUCGCUAAGGAAAUUUUGAAUUCUGAUAAUAAUUAA
Molecule: messenger RNA, 1791 nt
Organism: Plasmodium falciparum 3D7
Lineage: Eukaryota; Apicomplexa; Aconoidasida; Haemosporida; Plasmodiidae
Product: putative heptatricopeptide repeat-containing protein
Source: RefSeq, a predicted model, not a curated record